AUGUCCUCCAACACCGACACCGACACCGCCAAGCCCAACAAUGCCAACGCCAACGCCAGCCUCCUCUCGAGGAUAUUCCGGCGUGCCUCGAAACUCCCGGAUUCAGAUGCAGAGUCAACGACAUCCAAGGAUCCGCUCGUGCAAAGACAGCCCGUGAAGUCGACGUCACAAGAGGAGCACAACGUGGACAGCAGUCAGCCCAUGAAGUCGACCUCACGCGAGGAGCACGACUCGGUCAGCGAACUCAUGGCCAAGGCGAACACGAUGGGUGAAGACGAGUUCAAGGCGUACUUGAAGGAGCACAAGGAGGAGGUUGAGGCAAUGUAUCGGAAGCAGGGAGGCGGGAUUGCGAGCGGCGACUGGGUCAGUCGGGACUGGGCGACGGGUGAGUCUCUUGUUUUUCUUUCCCUUGCCUACCUGUGGACUAGGUAUUUCAGAAAUGUGGGCAUGAAGACCUCGGAGCGAGCAAACCGAGCUGAGCUGACUGGGCUUGAUGUGAUCUAG
Cladophialophora yegresii CBS 114405 is the source of this 504-nucleotide messenger RNA. RefSeq lists its product as uncharacterized. The coding region runs from base 1 to 504 and encodes 167 amino acids. NCBI's taxonomy places the organism in Eukaryota, Fungi, Ascomycota, Eurotiomycetes, Chaetothyriales, Herpotrichiellaceae. The record is from RefSeq and is a predicted model, not a curated record. The transcript has a single exon.